UUAGUCCACAACCGAGUUGUUGUAGGUGUUCUGUGGUUCUGUGUAGGCACUCUAGCUGUACGCUAAUCGAAGAAUACUUCUGAUGCGUAUUAAAUGUGACUGCAAGCUGAUGAUCGUGCUCUGUCAUAGCCUUUGUGAUGAUAUGACAUUCUGUGCGUUAUGAUAUAUUGUAAAUGUAUCAACACAGGCAGUACAAUGACACAGUUGGCUCAUUUCCAAAGCAUGAUCUCGUCUACCGUGCUCUCAGUAGACCACUUCUUUUUGAAGCACCGUAAUGUGUUUCAAAAAGACACUCCUUUGGAAGUGAAUUUAGUCUAGAAAGUGUCAUCGGCGCUACUACUAUGCAAGAAACGAAUCAUGCCUGCGAUCGAAGUUCGAGAAGAAAGAGAGAAAUGCAACAGGCUGUUGGAGGUCUUCGACGAUGUGCAUGCGUUCCUGUCCGAUCGAGUCGUUCGCUCAAUUCCCGAGAGCAUCGAGGUGUUUUUCCGGGACAACGGAGUGCCGGGAAAGCUCAGCGAAGACGUUUCGAACGCCUGCUUGCGGUACAUGAUCCAUGGUUCAUUCGUGGACAUUCUCGCCGCGCGCAAGAUACUGCAGAAGCAUCUGCUGCAACAAGACACUGUUCACUUGCAGCGAGUCGCCGAAGCUGACGAUGUCACCCUAUUAGAAGCGUUUAAAGACCCCUACGUGGAUGUGGCGUCGCACGAGGUUAUCGGUGCAGAUGUAAUCGAAGACUGCCCCGAAUUGGCCGCUGAGGAAGAUGGCUUCUGUUCACCCGGUGAAACAACGCUCCUCGUCAACGUUGUUGCCGAAAGUGGCGCGUGCGGCGAGUUUUGUUCCUCCGACCUGCAGCACUCGUUCGACCAAAUCGAAGCCGUUGCGAGUGAUGUCGGCGCUGUCGCCCUGGAAAACGAGCCGCAGGUCAGCUGUGACCCAAGUGUGGUGCCGAACCCAGUCGUCAUUGAGAUCCACUGCUCAAAACUGGAGGACGCCAUGCUGAAUCUCCCUUUGGACCUUCCUCCGCCCCAAGAGCAUGUGGCGGAGCAGUUCAUGGAAGAUCCGACAGCGGUGGGCACCACUUGUGCCGCAGAGCAGAUAGCAGAGAACAGGGGAGACAGCGUGGCCCCUGAUCCAGUGACGGAAGUUCAGAAACAGAAGCGAAACUACGAAGAGGUCACGCCGUUCAAGUACUUCUGCGAGCUGUGCUCAUUCAAAACAAAGCGCAACAGCCACUACCUGAAGCACAUCAAGAUACACGAGAAGGUGACCACACUACACAGAUGUGACAAGUGUUCCUUCACCACAAUGCGACUGGGCCACCUGAGAAGACAUGCGUCCACUCACAGCAACCAUCUCCAUCGCUGCACCCACUGCAGCUACACAACCGACGACCAAAAGUUGCUCCUACGACACAACCGCAUGCGCCAUUAUCGGACUAAGCGUUCCCGACAAGCACCAGCAAAGCCCAUGGAAUGUCCCCAUUGCAACUACCGUACUACCCGGCCACUGCUGCUUGCCAGACACCGUCAACGUCAUGCAGGUGACAGUGGUGCGCUCCAAAGCAGCGCGCCCCUGCACCAGUGCACCCAGUGUGGCUACCAGACGCAUCGCAAGGAGCACCUUGUGCGGCACCGAGCCAAUGUCCACGGAGGGGCGCGCCCAUUCCUGUGCCACCGUUGUGGUAAGGCUUUCAAGCGGGCGGAUGCCUUACGCCAGCACCAUCUGACACACGCUGGGCCCAAUGAGGGUGCCCCUUUGGCGUCAUUCCCCUGCUCACAAUGCCACAAGGUCUUCCGAACUCACUCGCACCUCUCGGAGCACCAAGCGAUUCACUCAACGGCGAGACCAUUUCUGUGCGAAAUCUGCGGCUCAGCUUUCAAGACGCGCUCCGUGCAACGCAAGCACGUUCAGUCAGUUCACAACAACCCACGGGCAUUCUGCUGCAGCUGCUGCACCAAGAAGUUCAACACUCAGUAUGCAUUAAAACGGCACCAGAAGCUCCACCAGCCGCCGUCCGAGCAGCAACAACAGCACCAGCAGCCAGGGCAGACACAUCUACUUCCACCCACAUCACUGCCACUACCAGAGGAGCAAAUCCAUGCUCCAACAACAUUUCAAGAUGUCCUUGGAAGCACAGCCCCUGCCAUGUCUGGACCAGUGGCCGAGGUGCCUGGCUUGGAGCAUGUCAUAACAACCGUGCCCAUUCAGGACACAUGCGACGUAAUUGGACAGAUCUCAACAGCCAUGCUGCAGCCUGCAGAGACAGCAACCCUGCUGUACCUAACGAACCCUCUGCCACCAUUUUAAACACGAAGAAAAAGAAAAGAGAUCGUCUAGUUUAUUUAGUGUGGCGUUAAAACUCACGUGCUUUAGAAAUCUUAAAGCAGCUAUAUGUACAUACUAUAAUGAACAGUGAAUACUUGUGGCACAUGCUGUAGUGCCGAUUGGAACAUGAAUACACUUAGUGAUUUAUGUAUGGAUUUUAAAUGAGACUAGGGAUGGGCAAAUACAUAGUAAAUUUGAGGUUCGGGGUGAAUAGUGAUUUAGAUGAAUAAUUUCCUAGCGAAUGGUUUGAGUAAUUUAUAUCACAUAUAAAAAAAGAGCAUUUUUGUCAUGACCCAGCUAACUUAUAUAAUGGGCAUGUCUGAAAAUCACUUGUUUGGUUCAGAAUCAAGUGGGAGCUAGUUUGAAUAGCUGCAAGGUCUGAAUAGCAACAGGGUGCAAGUUGUAAGUGGUACUGUUUAUGUUUUGAAAUUUACUAUACUUAGUUGAUAGUAGAUACUGGGCACAUAUAAGCCCGUAUGACAGUUUUCAACUUCAGAAACAGUAUUUUAAGGUGAAUUUACGUAACAUGUACCCUUAACCUUGAAGUGUAGCUUCAUGGCAGUGCAAACUUUUUUUGAUUGGAUGGUUUCACGAUAUGUAUAGCACUGCACUCUGCAGUGAAAUCACCUUUACAGGGAAAGAGUUGCAUCCUAAUAUAUACAUAUAUUCAUUCAACUCGAAUAGUACUUCAAGGUCUCACGUAACUUAAAUCUGUGUUGCAGUGAAUUCAAAUUGUAUAACAUCCGUUUGAAUAUUUGAAGCGCUGGAAUGCUCGCCCAUCCUUAGAAAUUACGAUAUAUAUAUAUAUAUAUAUAUAUAUAUAUAUAUAUAUACACAUGCAAGCGGAUGUAUGUUGUAAACUUCGGUAUUUGAGAGUGAUUUUAGUUGUCAAAAAACUUACUUGGCUCUGCUUUGUGGUGUCUGCGUGGAUACCUCCUUGAUUGAUGGGGUGACUUCUUUAUCACCCAUUCGUAUCUAACAUCUUUUGCACUCUGACAUGAACUGCAGAAGGUGCCUCUUAGUACUUGAUCUUUGUUUACGCCACGGCCACCCUUCAGAAAGGAAGCUUGCAGUGCCUUCGCUUGUUUGCGUUUUUACAUUUCACUAUCAUUACUACUUGAUGGUCGCUUCAAGCUGCAGGUGAUUGCACACAGCGUAACAGCGUUAGCCUGGUGUGUAUUGAACGCAACUGUUUCUUGUAAAUAAAAUACUGUGGGUGUCACUGCCACGCUACUGGAUUCUUAAAGCAAUGUAUUUCAGGAAGCGCCGUUUGAUGAGCUGAAUCAUUAAGAAAUAACCAUAUGUUGUAUGAUAUUAGAUUCUUGUAGCUGAAAUUGUCACGCAGUAUAGAUUCACCAAAGUUUUAGCAAGUUUUCUGUAUCAGUAGCUUGAUUAGAAGCUGGAAAUUGUGUAUAAGUAUAGGUAUCACUCUGAUAAAAGUUUUUUUUGUUAUUGUUUCCAAAGCUGACAAAGUGUAAUCGUGCAUUUAAUUGUGCUUGAGGUGUUCAGUGCUCAUGUUCUGAAAGUUUUGUUUGGCCCCUUUCAUAAAGUUUUGUGUGAAACUAUAUUAUUUUGUGAUGCACAACAGGCUUUGCAAGGUUUAUAAAUGUGCAGCAUUACAAUCUACUUGGCCUCUUUAACAGGUAACGGUUAUUUAUUCCUUUUCACUGUAAAUAGGAAGAUCGGAAAAAAAAUAUAUAUUCCCGUCACUUUUCAACAAUUACACCCUCAGCCCGCCCCACUGUUUUAUGAUUGCGUAUGUGUGAAAACAACCACCUGUAUAGUAUUCUACAUGAAAAAGAGAAAAGAAGACUGCAUGACUGCUGUACUAAAAAUGCAAUUUCAACUUUUCCCCCUAAACGACAGCAUGUAUUAGACAUAUUUCAUGACCGGUCCGGUGAAUACAGUGCGUGUGACAUGCACUAGAAACACAAAUUCUUAAUCUUUUUUUAGCAGUCGUGUGGGGUGCAUUGGGGCAUAAAAGGUUUUGCCAUAACAGCACAUUUGUCCGAGUCAUUUACAGCGUUCUGAACCAACUGCGGGUAUGAGUUCUUUGCCGAAAGGCUACAAUGGGAUGAGCUGUUGACUUUGCCUUUUCUCGACACAUAAUGCACGCCUCUUGGUCACUUAUAGCCAAAGGAGACUGUGAGCUCGUGCUGCUUUGUAACUACCCUAUACAGCUUUGUACUUGGUGUAUCGAAUCUCUGCGACUGGAAGCAAAUACAGUUGAUUGUGGUUCAUCGAGCAUUAAGAAGUGUGGGCGCAGUUUUUUCUAGAUGUGGCAGAAACUCUACCCUACAGUUUUCAAUAGUUAGAACAUGAUGCCCAGAAAGUGAGAAAAAUGGAAAACACUUGUAAGAUAAUUUGACUCUAAGGUCGGUUCCAAAAUGAAUGGGAUUUUUCAUGAAGCUCCUAAGAUUCUGCUGUGGAUAUUGGCAUUAUGUUUAGCUUUCUGCAACAGAAUGUCGGCUUUUGGGUAUAUCGUAGCGCCUUAGAGCCUUUUCCAUAAGCACAACUAUUUGUUAUGGUCACGUGGAUACAGUAUGGCAGCUUGGUCAACUUUAUGUGGCUUCCUCUCGUUGAAGGGCCACUCACCAGGUUUGACAAUUUUGAGCUAACAAGCGCAAUGCAUAGACGAGGCCUUCAUAAUCACAUCUGCCAAAAUUUGCAACGCUGCGCGCCACAGAAAUGGGUCAAAUUUUAAGAUGAACGCUGCUCCCACUCCUUCCUGCUGGCGCGCGCCUAGAAAAUGAGGGCAUGGCGUGCGCGUAUGAAUGGCCCUAUGUACACGGCAAUGCAGUGACGUUGGUCCUACGUAGACCACUCAGCUCUGUUGUUGCAAACAGUGGCACGUGACAUGGCGAAAAUUAUUUAGCACGGCAUGCAUAGUUUAUGUAAUUUGUUGCUUGAAGAAAUUAGUAAAGCUCUAGAUAAAUAAUGAGACGAAAUUAAGGAAUGUGAGCAUCUUUUUCCCAUUUUCUCCUGUGAAUUUCAAUGAGAUGCGGGGCUAAUGUGCCGGCGUUUCGCAUGCGUUCGUGUACCCGCGGUCAGCGCAUUGAGCAGACGACCUCCGUGGAACGCUCCUACACGUUUGCGCACUCAUUGUGCUAAUCUAUUCUACCACGUAUAAGCCAGGGUUUCCAAACCAUCCCACAGAAACAGGCAGAAGACCACAAAAUGAUGCUGUUCAACAAAGCGACGCCGCUUGCGUGCUCGGGGGUUGAACUUGUUUAGGCACGUAAUGCGCACGUUAUCUCCGGGUCGGAUGCCGGAGAGGGUGGGGAAUAGAUUUGGACUACGAAGGCUAAGCGGAAGUGCGGCAAGGGUUUCGAGCUCGCCUCCUCUCAUCCUCGUUUCACGCCACAUCAAAAAACCCGUUUUCUCCGCUCGUGAUGAACCGAUUCAAAAAAUUUUUGUGGCAAAAUGUUCCUCACCGGACACCCAACAACUUCCACUGUCUAACUAAAGUUUGGUAUGGGACCUGGUGAGUGGCCCUUUAAAAAGGCCCGAUAACACACGCAUCUAAAGCAGUAGUGUGAAAUUAGUUUUAAAUUGAGGCUCAUCUGAUGCCGGAGUUCUACCUUUGUGUCAUGAAUAUUUUAAAUGUAGUUGCUUGUUCAUGGAACAGUAUGUAUAUAUGUAUUACCGCAUGAUCCCUUUCACUAUGUAUAUGUGUAUAGUCACUGUAAUGUGGUAACAAAGAUGUCUAUUUUUGUUUCAAUAAAAAUAUUCAGACUA
Messenger RNA from Rhipicephalus microplus (southern cattle tick), 6063 nucleotides. RefSeq lists its product as uncharacterized. Lineage: Eukaryota; Metazoa; Arthropoda; Arachnida; Ixodida; Ixodidae. Gene Ontology annotation, cellular component: nucleus. Gene Ontology annotation, biological process: regulation of transcription by RNA polymerase II. The record is from RefSeq and is a predicted model, not a curated record. Gene Ontology annotation, molecular function: DNA-binding transcription activator activity, RNA polymerase II-specific; RNA polymerase II cis-regulatory region sequence-specific DNA binding.